Molecule: messenger RNA, 2253 nt
Organism: Cuscuta campestris
Lineage: Eukaryota; Viridiplantae; Streptophyta; Magnoliopsida; Solanales; Convolvulaceae
Source: the annotation of a GenBank genome assembly
GAUUAUCCAUCCCUCCGGCCAUCGCCCUGCCCGUCUCUUUCUCUCGUGGGGGAUCACAGACCCAGACCCAAGUGAAGUGGGUCUUCCAUCUGAUCCCCCAAAAUCCGAUGAGUAGUUGACGGGUUUUCGGAUCAUGGGUUGCGUCAGCUCCAGACAGGCACGCCACGACGCCAUUUCUUCCCCGGAUUCCUCUGCCCUUACCACCAUCCGAGAUGGCCGGAAGUACCACCGUUCCCGGUCGAGUUUGGGCCACCGCAAGGUUGGGUUCGGAGGGUUGGAGAAGAUCCAAGAGGAGUCUGAAGAAGGGGAGGAGGAAUUUUGUUCCCCUGCCAAGAAGAAUCCCAAGGCAUUGUCGAAGGUGCAUUCCGCCAGGAAAGCUGCAUUUAGCAUCAAAUUUGGGAGGCUGACGGAGGGCGAACAUGCUGCCGCUGGUUGGCCUUCGUGGCUCUCUGCCGUGGCCGGAGAGGCCGUUGAGGGAUGGCUCCCCCUCCGAGCAGACAAGUUUCAGAGAUUAGAAAAGAUUGGACAGGGUACGUACAGCAGUGUUUACCGGGCACGUGAUCUUGAAAAUGGAAAGGUGGUUGCCCUGAAGAAGGUUCGGUUUGACAACUUCCAACCUGAAAGUGUUAGAUUCAUGGCACGAGAAAUAACUGUCCUCCGCAGACUUGAUCAUCCUAACAUCAUGAAACUGGAGGGCAUAAUCACUUCCCGGUCGUCGUGUAGCAUCUGCCUUGUUUUUGAGUACAUGGAACAUGAUCUCUCCGGAUUGCUGUCUUGUCCUGACAUCAAGUUCAAUGACUCGCAGAUCAAAUGCUUUAUGAAGCAGCUAUUGUCUGGGCUAGAACACUGCCACUCAAGGGGGAUUAUGCAUCGAGACAUCAAAGUAUCAAACAUUUUAGUAAACAAUGAAGGAAUUCUGAAGAUAGGAGACUUUGGUCUUGCAACCUUUGUUAGUGCAAAGAACAGCAAGCAACCACUGACCAGCCGGGUGGUGACCCUGUGGUAUCGACCGCCCGAACUUCUGUUAGGGUCGACGGAUUAUGGUGUGACAGUUGAUUUAUGGAGUGCUGGCUGUGUUUUUGCAGAGCUUUUCUUUGGAAAGCCUCUACUAAAAGGUAGAACUGAGGUGGAACAACUGCACAAAAUCUUUAAACUAUGUGGUUCACCACCUGAUGUGUAUUGGGAAAAUUCUGAACGUCCACUUGCAGCUAUCUUUAAACCCCAAUAUGCUUAUGAGAGUACACUCCGUGAAAGAUGUAAAGAAUUACCAAAAUCUGCUGUAAACCUUAUCCAAACACUUCUCUCAAUAGAACCUUAUGAACGUGGAACUGCAUCGUCUUCCCUUAAUUCUGAGUAUUUCUAUACGAGGCCCUAUGCUUGUGAUCCAUCAACCAUGCCAAUUUUCCCACCAAACAGAGAGAUUGAUGCAAAACUCCGUGAAGAAGCAAGGAGACGGAAGACAGGUUCCACAGUAAGGGGAGGAUCUGCAUUCUCAAGGAAUAAGAGAACACGUCGAGGAGUGGCCUCCACUGAGAGGCAGCUUCUCAGACAACAGAAUUAUCUCAAGGGGACAGUAUUUGCUCUGUCCCUGUACAAACAAUUAGCAGUUAUGAUGGAUGGCCAAAAAGUCAAAGACUGGAUCGUUCAGGAUUACAUGCUUAUGGUAAUUCAAAAAGGCUACAAAUGAAUCCUGUAAAACUACCCAUCGACCCAUCGGAUUUAUAUGGGCAAGAAAAUUGAGAAUGUUCAAGCAGCAGUCACAAGAAUGACGGGUUCACCUCUUGGCUUCAUGAUAAACGGGUGGAACGGCUUGAGUUCUUUUAUGAAUUAUCAGUGGACCGUAAUGGUGAACAAGGCAGUUCAGACAGGGCGGUCAUUCUCAGGACCAUUGCCAUUCGAGUCGCAUAGAAUGCAGGAUGGCCAGGCAGUUCAAAGAUCACGUUUCUAUAGAGAUGUGUAACUGGAAUGAGUUGGUGGACUAAAAGAUGCCAUUCAUUGAGAACCCUCAAAGUCAUUGAACUUUGACAGGGGAGCGAUUUUUGGCCUGAACUUCUGAGCCCGCACCAAUGUUCGUGGACUCGAGUACAAAACCGUGACAUAAGAAUUGAGAGGUAGUGAAAACAUUCUGACCAAUAUAUGUUUUUCAAACUCACUCCCCAAAUUCAUUUUUUGAGUUGUCUGGGUUGCUCUGGUGGUGGAGGCAGUUGACAGUGGCCAAACAAGGAUGGAGCUGGCCUGCAAUGGGGACAAUAG